AUGGCUAUGAUGCCAUAUUCCUCAGCUGUUGGUAGUCUGAUGUAUGCAAUGAUUUGCACAAGGCCAGACAUAACGCACGCAGUUGGCAUUGUAAGCAAAUUCCUGUCUAAACCAGGCAGAGAGCAUUGGAAUACUGUGAAGUGGAUUCUCAGAUAUCUCAGGGGGGGAGUAAUUUCGUGGCAAUCAAAGUUACAGAAAUGUGUUGCUCUAUCAACUACAGAGGCAGAGUUUAUUGCAACUACUGAAGCGUGCAAAGAAAUUCUCUGGAUGAAGCGAUUCCUACAAGAAUUAGGGCAAGAGCAGCAUAAAUACAUUUUGCAUUGUGAUAGUCAGAGUGCGAUCCACUUGAGCAAGAAUCCGAAUUUUCACUAG
Prunus armeniaca (apricot) is the source of this 372-nucleotide messenger RNA. The record is from the annotation of a GenBank genome assembly. Lineage: Eukaryota; Viridiplantae; Streptophyta; Magnoliopsida; Rosales; Rosaceae.